AUGCCCGGAAACUACGCUGCUGUUCCUCCUGUAGCUUCUGCGAACCGCCGCCCUUUCGGAAAUGAUAUCACUGACGGAAGCGGCGCACCUGGGGCGAGCGGCGGAGCGACGGCGGGAGGCGAAGGCUUCAUCUCCGCGGACUCCGCGCCGUUGAAACCGCUUGCGAGUGUGAAGCUGCGGCAAGGGACUAACGAGGACGCGUCGCAGUUAAUGCCGGAAAUUUACCGCGUCGCCAGCGCUACCAGGGGGCCGGAAUUCGGCGCGCACGUGACAGCGGAAAAUGCGGAGAGGAGCCAGAGGAUUGUACGCGCGACAGACAAUUUCAGUAACGCGAAUCUGCUGGGGCGAGGUGCAUUCGGACAGGUGUACAAAGGCCGCGUGCUGGGCUGCAACAUGGCCAUCAAGCGACUGCAGGGCAGCGGGUGGCAGGGCCCCAAUGAAUACAGCAUGGAAGUGGACGUGCUGAGUCGCAUGCGCCACCCGCACAUCGUGCUGCUCAUGGGCCACUGCCCCGACCCCAACGCCAUGUGCAUUCUCUACGAUUCGGUGGCAGGUUCGGUAGCUGCUGGUCCGGUGAAUCAUGUCCUGCGCCAGCCUUUGGCUUGGUACGACAGGGUGCGAAUACUCUCUGAAGUUUCAGGCGCGCUGCUGUACCUCCACCAGCAUUCGCCGCCCAUCGCGCACCGAGACUUGAAACCCGACAACGUGUUACUCGAUGGUAACCGCAUGAGCAAGCUGGGAGACGUAGGCCUGGCAAGGCUAAUCGCGGAAGACGAUUACAACGUAACCGCACGUGUGCAGGGCACAGUAGGCUACAUAGACCCUGAGGAGGUGGCAACAUGUGAAAUCUCGGUGUUAUCUGAUGUGUACGCGUUUGGGUUGAUCGUGCUCCAGCUGCUAAUGGGGGAGCCUCAGGUGAAGCAGGUUCACCGCCUGCUGACGGAUACAGCAGCAAAAGUAGAUGCCGAGAAGCGUAGAGCAGGGAGAACGGGAGGGGUGUGCUCAGAGCCGUGGUCUGCUGCUGUGGAUGCUGUCUUGGCACGGCUGGAUAAGUCUGGAGGGGAGUGGCGUGCUGACGUGGCGCGCCAGCUCGCGGUGAUUGGAGUAUGCUGCGCUGACAGGGCAAGGGCAAGGAGGCCUGAUUUGCAAAAGGAGGUGCAGCCGGUGUUGAUGAGGCUAGAGGAGGAAGUGAGAAGGGAAGGGGAGAAGUGCAGGGCGGAUGCGGACAACCAGCUGCUGUGCCCCAUUUCUCAGAAGCGCAUGACAGACCCUGUUGUGGCAGCUGAUGGCUUCACAUAUGAACGCUACAUGAUAGAGCAGUGGCUGGAGCGCAACAACACAUCACCAAUAACAGGACAGCCCUUCCCUCAUAGUACCAUACUCCUGACCAAGUCGUCCCUCCUUUCGCUGAGUAAAGUUUCUGUUGCUCCGUUCUUGGAUUCCGCAGCAGCUUCAUGGAAGCUGCUGCAGUCGCCGGAGUCAACAAGGAGCCUUGAAUGGAGGCGAAAGGCGACAUCGCAGGCCGUCGCACACGUCGCAAUAAACAGAAGCUCGCGACAACCUCUCCAGAUCUUCGCUAUUUCCAGCAACGACUUCCGCGUAGGAACCAGCAUUGAGCUCGACGGAGCGCCAUGGAGAGUGCAAGAGUUUCUGCAUGUCAAGCCCGGCAAGGGAGCGGCGUUCGUGCGCACCAAGCUCCGCAACUUCAUCACGGGGAACACCGUCGAGCGAACUUUCCGCGCCGGCGAAUCGGUGGACGAGGCGAGUGUGAUCAAGGACGUGAAGCAGUUCACGUACCUCGACGGCGAGGACUACGUUUUCAUGGACAUGGUGACUUACGAGGAGACUCGGGUGACCAAGGCCCAACUGGGCGAUAGAGUGAAGUUCCUUAAAGAGGGGAUGGAGUGUAACGUGCUAACGUGGAACGACAAGGUGAUCGACCUGGAGCUGCCCAUCACGCUCAAAGUGAAGGUCGUGCAGACCGACCCUGGAGUGAAAGGCGAUACUGCUGGUGGAGGUGGGACCAAGCCAGCAACUAUUGAGACGGGAGCUACAGUGUCUGUGCCGCUCUUCAUUGAGGAAGGAGAAAUGAUCACUGUAGAUACUCGCACAGGCUCAUACAUGGGCCGAGCCUAA
Messenger RNA from Closterium sp. Yama58-4, 2136 nucleotides. NCBI's taxonomy places the organism in Eukaryota, Viridiplantae, Streptophyta, Zygnematophyceae, Desmidiales, Closteriaceae. The record is from the annotation of a GenBank genome assembly.